Messenger RNA from Closterium sp. Naga37s-1, 378 nucleotides. NCBI's taxonomy places the organism in Eukaryota, Viridiplantae, Streptophyta, Zygnematophyceae, Desmidiales, Closteriaceae. The record is from the annotation of a GenBank genome assembly.
AUGACGUGGCUUAUGCUAACGUGGCUUACCAGUGUGCUGCCAUCUGGCAGCCCCCCCUCGUCCACCGCUCCCCUCUCCUUCCGUUGGCCCCCCUCCGGACGCACUUCUACCCCCCUUGAACUCUCUGCUUUUCCUCCUCCCCCUUCCCUUGCUCCUUCUCGUCCUCCUCCCCCCACUUUUCCUUCGCUUUCAUCUCCUUCCUCUUCCCAUUCUUCGCUUCUACCUCCUCCCUCGUCCCUUUCUCCCGCUUCGCUUUCAUCCUUUCCUCGUCGACACUCUUCUCUUUCCUCUCUCUCUCCUCCACCAUCAUCCGUCAAUCCCCACGCAUCUCCCUCUUCCCGCAUUUCCUCCCCUUCCCCUCCUGUACUGCGAACAUGA